Messenger RNA from Podarcis lilfordi (Lilford's wall lizard), 312 nucleotides. Lineage: Eukaryota; Metazoa; Chordata; Lepidosauria; Squamata; Lacertidae. The record is from the annotation of a GenBank genome assembly.
AUGAAGAGCGCAGCCCGGUCCUACCUCCCGCAGAUACCUCGGCGGCGGAUCCCGCGCUGGUCUGCGGAGCAGGAGCCGCCAGGCGCCGCUUCUCCCGCGGAGCGGCGGAGGAGGCGCGACGGGGCCGGAGGGAGCGAGCGAGCGAGGCGGCGGGGGACGAGCUGCGGGGGAGCCGAGCGGGCGGCGCGGCCGGGAGAGGCGCAAGAAGGCGGCCCGGCCCCGGAAAGGCCCCGAGGCGUCCACGCGCAGCGGGGCUCCUCGGCCAAGGACGAACUAACCAACUGCGUCACCGAUCACUCGGCCCCCCCGUAA